AGCCACCUCGAGGAGCAGGGGAGGGGAGACACACUGGCGCACGCGGCGCAGCGCUGCAUCUCACACACACACAUUCGGACACACACACACACACACACACACCCGCACACCCACGCACACAGAUUCAUGCAGACAGCCAAGCGCCCUGCUGCUCCUCUCUCACACACACACACACACCCCGGCGUGCUCGGUACCGCUCAGCUCCGUCACUUGUGUGUUUUUUCGCGGCUGCAGCUGAUUCACUCGCUUGCUCGCUCGCCUCUCUCUCUCUUCUCCGCUGCCACUGCUGCCAGUCGCUCUGUCUCACUGCGCUCUGUCCACCCGCCAGAGAAUGGUCCAGCUGGUGCCUUGGGGUCUGCUGUCGCGGCCUGUCUGAACACACACAUACACACACACCCAAACACACACUCACACACGCACACACAAGUACGUAAGUACGUACGUACGUACGCACACACGUACGCACUGAGGCAGUCUAUCGACAAGCGGAAGCACACGUUCAAAGUGAAGAGCGAUGUAAGAGAGGAAGUGCCUUCCCUGACGUCUGCUGCAGCUUUGACCUGCUUCUACAGCCGAAGCUAAGCCUGCCCCGCCCCGCCACCCACCCACCCCAACCCCUUGCCUUGCCUUCGCUCGCUUGCUGCCACGGCAACGCGGGCACGAGGUAACCAGCUAACCACCACACACCCCCAGUGCCGCCAUCGCCUGCUGCCCGCUCGGUCUACGCCCAGACACACCCCCCCCCACAGUCCAUCAUCACUCCCCCCACCUACCAAAAGUCUUACUCAACUACUGCUGCUGCUACUGCCCAGCCACCAGCACCCACCCACCGUCCCACCACACGCCGGGCUCACCCAGGCCUCUCUACCCGCCUUGCCUUCGGUCCACCAGGCCCCCACCACCACCACCACCACCACCACCACCACCACGAGUGGGUCUUUUGCGGGCCCCCGAGACACUGAACCCCCGCACAGAGAUCCUGGACGAACCCCGCUGGGACAGGACCUCGGUCUGGCCUGCGCCCCUGUCUGCCAGGGCUCUGAAGACACGUCAAGGAGAGAGAAGCCCCUUGGUUGUCAGGAAAAACUGUCUGCUGGAUUUAUUUUUUCCCUUUCUCUUCCCCGGCUGUCUGGCCAAGAAAAUGACCUACUAACGUAGAGUAAACAUUGGCUUAAUUAUAACUUGCAACAAAAAGGUAUUUUCGGCUGUGGUGUUCCCCAGUCAAUAGGAAGUCAGUCUUUCCUCUCCUCUGUAUGCUUUAACGGUGAGAGUUUGCGUAAACGAAACGACAUCUGGCUAACUCGAGGUGCACUUCAUAGCUUUUCUAUUCUGCUAAACCCUCGAUUCAAGUUUUUUGGAAUACUUUUUUCGGAAUCCCGACCCGCUGCCAUGGCGAUGAACAUAGCACAUAUGCGCGACACAAAAUGGCUGACUCUGGAGGUCUGCAGAGAGUUCCAGAGGGGCACCUGCUCGCGCACCGACCAGGAGUGCAAGUUCGCCCACCCCGCCAAGAGCUGUCAGGUGGAGAACGGCCGAGUCAUCGCCUGCUUUGACUCUCUCAAGGGCCGCUGUUCCAGGGAGAACUGCAAGUACCUGCACCCCCCCUCCCACCUGAAGACGCAGCUCGAGAUCAACGGCAGGAACAACCUGAUUCAGCAGAAGAACAUGGCCAUGCUGGCCCAGCAGAUGCAGCUGGCAAACGCCAUCAUACCUGGCACGCAGCUCCCGCCCAUGCCCAUGUUCUCGGUGGCUCCUAACAUGGCCUCCAACGCCAGCUUGGCGGCUGCCACGGCGGCGGCCUUCAACCCCUACAUGGGGCCCAUGUCCCCGGGCCUGAUGCCCCAGGAGAUCAUGUCCAGCGGGCCCGUCCUCAUGGCGCCCAGCCAGGCCGGGGUCGGCCAGCUGCAGAACGCAGCCGCACAGAAGCUGCUGAGGACGGACAGACUGGAGGUGUGCCGGGAGUACCAGCGGGGCAACUGCUCCCGGGGGGAGAACGACUGCCGCUUCGCCCACCCGUCGGACAGCACCAUGAUCGACACCAACGACAACACGGUGACCGUGUGCAUGGACUACAUCAAGGGCCGCUGCUCCCGGGAAAAGUGCAAGUACUUCCACCCGCCGGCCCACCUGCAGGCCAAGAUCAAGGCCGCGCAGCACCAGGUGAACCAGGCCACGGCCGCCGCCGCCAUGACUCAGUCGGCUGUCAAAUCACUGAAGCGACCCCUCGACGCAACCUUUGACCUGGGCAUCCCCCACACUGUCAUGGCUCCCUUGCCAAAGCGGGCCGCUAUGGACAAGGCCAACGGGGCGUCUAUGUUUAACACUGGAAUGCUCCAGUACCAACAGGCCCUGGCCAACAUGCAGUUCCAGCAGCAGGCUGCUUUCCUCCCGUCAGGCUCAAUAUUGUGCAUGACACCCUCUGGCAGUAUUGUUCCCAUGAUGCACGGUGGUAAUCCAGCCGCUGUCUCAGCAGCCAACACAUCUGCCGCAAGCCAUCCCUUCGCAACUGCCUCCGCCAAUCAGGACUCUUCCUUAUCAAAGUUGACUACCAACGAAUACAUGCAAUUGAUUCCAAUAAUAUCUGCAGAUCAUCUGAGUAGUCACAAGUACUUGACUCAAAUGUAGUUCCUCUCAAGAACAAUCAAAUGAAUGUGUGCUGGUGCCGUCCACGCCAAACUAGUUCAGCCUUUAUGUACAUAACAUUCGGGAAUGUCCAGUGCCGGGAGAGGAGCAAAGGUGCUGUCUCCGAGAGCGACCCCCCCCUCUCCUACCUCCCUCUCCCCAACCCCAAACCCCCCCACCCCCACCCUCAAGGACGAUGGUCGUCGUAGUAACGCAUGUCAUCUAUCUUGGGUGCAACCCACUUGGUCCCGGCGCCACCAAUGCCCCACAUAUCAGUAUCAAGAGGUGUGGACGCCACCAACCAACCAACAACCUCCUCCUCAUUGGCUGGGAGAUUUACCCUGUUGCCUACACAGCAGAAGACAUUUUGGUGAAACGCGGGGGGGGAGGUGGGCGUCAGUGUGUCUUAUAUCACAGAGGGCUCAUCCUCUUUUUUUUAUUUUAUUUUACACAUUACACCUCUGUCUCCGGCAAAUUUGGAGCACUCAAAUUGACGUUUUGGUUAUUCUUAUUAUGAGUAUGGAUUCCCAUUGUGCUCAUAGUCUUUUACUGCACCAAUAGCAGGAAAAGAGCGAGGUUUGCGUUUAGAUUUGGGUAGACAAUGCUGGUACGUUUGUAGAUGAGAACGAUUUUGUCUCCACUUUUUUUUUUAUUUCACGAUUUUCUAAACAAUAGCCAUAAACAUAUAAUUUACAAAAAUAAAUGCCAACAUGCACCUUGAAUAUAAAAAAAAAAAAGGAAAGGCACCAAAAAACGUUUUUUAUUCGCCAAAUCCUGUUCAGCAUGCGCAGUUUGGUUUGUAUUUGUGUUUCCUUUUGGUGGCGACUAGUGGAACUAGACUAGAAAUGAGGGUCUUGGACAUACGAAUGUUCUGGGUAAACCAACACACGUGUACUUUGAAAGCACAGCCAGGCUUGCUACUCCUCCUUGUGUCCCGUGCCAUCAACCCCCCCCACCACCCCCCCAUACAGCUAGUUCCUACAGAGUGUUCUCACAGCAGUGUUAUUAGGUUUUACCGAAGGUAUGCGCAUUGUACGUUUGCAAUAUGUUUUAUUUUUUUUCCAGUGUUGCAGCAUCAAUUAAUUAUGUUUGUGUCUCUUUUUUUUUGCCUGAUGCGUAGUUUAGUGGGGUUCAGGGAAAUUGGUCCUCCUGACGAGUUUAGUUGUUUUUCAUUCAUGAUUCAGUUUCUUUUGGGUUUUUUUCCGACGAUUUUCUCCCAUCUUUUCUUCAUUUCUCCCUCCGGUACUCGUUUCUUGCCUGUUUUUGCCUUGGGGUUUUAUCACGUCGUGUGUUUGUCAGUUGGGACACUGGGACUCUGAAGCCUGGUGCUGCGAUGGAGUUGAGCUGAAGGUGUUACCCCCCACCCCACCCUACCCAUUUUAAAGAAGAGGGACUUUAAUACUGUGUCUGUGAGCAGCACUGGUCCAACACGUUGAUCACAUGAUGUAAAAACAAACCCUCUGAUAGGUCACUUCAAAUACCAGUGCACUUAAAGGAUCACAGCUCACCCUCGAUUCAAUUACACAGCAGAGAUUGACUAAUUCAUACGUGUGAUGGCAUGAUGAGACCUCAUCAAUUUGACCGGUCUUUCUAUGGAUAGAAACUACUCCUAACGUGUUUUCAUUCACCGAUUCAUCAUCAUACUAUAAAAACCAAAGCACAGUUGUACUAUAUAUUUUUUCUCAAUCAUAUUCAUAAGAGUUACUGACGCAUGUUCUAAGAUAUUUUAAAACUAUUAGCGAGAAAACAUGAUUAUCUUAUCAUUCGAAUGAGCCGAAUACGGGCUCUUUCCAUUUUCCCCCAGAGGUGUGUGUUUGUGUCUUCAACGAUUGUAUUGUACCUAACGAAGCCUUAGAUUAACAUGUGUGGUUCGUGUCCAAUGUACCUCCAAUCACAGUGCAGGUAACGAACACCAAUGACCUUUUAUAGUCCAUGUGCCGCUAAAGAUCUCUCUUUUUCUUCUCCCUUGUUUUCCCGCUAUGUAAAGGUAACAAUUAAUCUCUCUUAAAAUUUUUGCAUUGAUUUUAUGUGUUACGUACUACUUAAGAAUUUGAAUCUAUUUGAGGUAUGUAGUUGUAGAUUUUCCUUUUUUUUGCCUUACUAUAUAUUACUUGACAACAUUGGUAUAGCAGUUGUAGAUUUUUGAGAUAGUAUGACAUUCAUAACUUUUUUCAAACCAUAUAAUUUCAUAUAGCUGGAUGUGUUUUUUGUUUCGUUUGUGUUACAUUGUCUAUUAAUAGAUAAUUGAUGAAAGAGUUUUUUACAAGGAAUGAAAUCAAUUAAUUUGCUGCAAACGUGCGGCAACGCAAAAAACGUAUACGUUUAACCAAGCGACAUUUUAAUCUGACUCGCGACACGUCAAGGUGGUGUUUGAAGAUUAUAUUGUAUUGAGAUAUAGUUUUGUUUUUCCAUGUUUUAGACUAAGAUUAUUUUCUACUGUAUCCAUUUCAAACAAAAAGAGACACGUAAUAUUGUUUAAAUAUUUCUUAAGUUUGCCCUGAAUGUCAGGUCAAAGCGAACAGUGAGAUGGACGGGUCUUAGUGUGUGUGUCUUGUGGAGAGGGAACUUUAGGAGUGAGAGAAAGACUUUAGCCAGACGGGUGAAGUCAGAUAUGCUGCAGCUGAUGAGUUCAUCACCUAAGGGUGGCGAAGGUUGACUUUUUGCACUUCUGUAUAUAGUCAAAUGAACAGAGAAGAACAUGUAUCAUACUGAGAUAUUAUUUUGAAUAAUAAAAAAAAGAUCUAUAAUUAUAAGGAAUUUUGUUAGAUUAAUUUAAAAUUGUUAAAUUAGAAGACCAGCUAAAAAAAAAAAGAAAAAACAAACGCUUGCAAAGAAGGGCACUAGUUUCUUGGCCAAACGCAUUGAGAGAAAGCAACGCUUUUAUAGCUUAUUUGGUUAGUCGGCUUGCAUUGCCAGGGAUUGUUGUUGGGAGGCGGGGUGUGUCACGCACUCCUCUUAGGAACACAUACACCCAACGAUGUCCAAGCAAACCAUUGUGUUGGACUUAUAGUAUAUACAGUUGAGACAGCACACUAUCCAGAUUGGUUAUUUCUAGUAUUUUCCGGGGUUUGACUGCAUGUGAAACUACACACCUAUACAGAACAAAAUAAACCGUACCAUAGAUAAGUAAGGAAAGUUAACACACUCAGAUGACAUUAAACACAUUAGCGUAUUUUUGAUACACUAACAGUCGAGGUCAUCCACUGUUGGCGUAAAAAAAAGAAAGAAUAAUACUUUCAAUAAAAACAAGUCAUGUUACUCGUGUUAUAAACAAGUUUUUAUUUUAUUUCAACCAGCCAUAUUAUUCAGAAGGUGAUUCAGUAUUGGCAGCACCCAUACACCCCUGGUAUAUCUUUGCUUUAUCUCAGCCAUAUGUUAACACCCAACGUUGACUUACAGGAAUAUAUUCCUCCAAUCAUAGCUGUGCGCUCAGCAGGUGAAGGCUCACCACCGUAAACACACUUUGGCAAUGAAGUUUUCUUCAAAAUGAAUGUAACUGUCUCUGCAGUCAAGGGCAAAUACAAAAACACCUUUUCAACCUGAGGUCACUGUAAAGUUGCUCCAGAACCAAAGCAUCAUUUUAUUUUGUUUUAUUUCUUAUGUUUUGUUUUUUUUCGAACCGGGCCGAGCAGUUUGGGCAGACGUCCCGCUGUUGUCUUAAACGAAAGGUUUUCUUCCCUGCUGGGAUGCACGCUUUGACCGCUUUUUACUCGUAGGUGCGAAUACCACUUACAUACCUGCUAAUAGUUGCCACACAAUGUUGUACUAUUUUGUGUCCAGGUUUGUUUAUGCACAUUUUAUUGUUGCCAUGAUUGACUCUUGCUGUAUGGAUUUAAAAAAAAAUGAAUAAAAUAAAAAAUUGGAUUUGCUCAUGCAACCCUA
Gadus morhua (Atlantic cod) is the source of this 6504-nucleotide messenger RNA. It is a transcript of the gene mbnl1, whose product is annotated as muscleblind-like splicing regulator 1. Bases 1390 to 2625 code for a protein of 411 amino acids. Gene Ontology annotation, biological process: regulation of RNA splicing. The record is from RefSeq and is a predicted model, not a curated record. The transcript is spliced from 12 exons. Gene Ontology annotation, cellular component: nucleoplasm; cytoplasm. Lineage: Eukaryota; Metazoa; Chordata; Actinopteri; Gadiformes; Gadidae. Gene Ontology annotation, molecular function: metal ion binding; RNA binding.